Messenger RNA from Ricinus communis (castor bean), 1903 nucleotides. Its product is annotated as probable pectate lyase 12. The transcript has 5 exons. Gene Ontology annotation, molecular function: pectate lyase activity. The record is from RefSeq and is a predicted model, not a curated record. The coding region runs from base 325 to 1776 and encodes 483 amino acids. Lineage: Eukaryota; Viridiplantae; Streptophyta; Magnoliopsida; Malpighiales; Euphorbiaceae.
UGAAUCCCCAAAAGGUCAGUUAUUCCAUGAUUAUAAAUGAAGAGACUAAUUAAUAAGGAUAUAUAGCUAGUGAAAGGAGAGAAACAGAAAAGUGCACAUACUAUUACAAUUCUAAGAUUAGCAUUUUCUUUCCUUUUCUUUUCUUUUCUUUUUCAACUGAUCACCAGUUCAACAUAUUAUCACCCAAGAUGCAUCCUGCAAAGCAGUAGGUGCAUCUUCAGAACUGGCUAAACAACAAAAAGAAAAGAAAAGAAAAGUACCAUCUUUCUCAAGGCUGAAAGAGUAGAAAUCACCCUUGCUACUCUUUCACUUGAGCAAAAGAAAAUGCUGCACAUAAGCUACAUUGUCUUAAUUCUACUUCUCAGCUCAUUUUCUUCUUUUGGAUUGGCAAUGUGGAACCUUACUUUCCCUACUCCUCAUCCCAACCCUGAACAAGUUGUUCAAGAUGUUCAAAGAAGAGUAAAUGCUUCCAUGUCAAGAAGGCAAAUGUUACAAAUAUCUCAAAAAGACCAGACCACAUGCCAAACAGGAAACCCAAUAGAUGAUUGCUGGAAAUGUGACCCAGACUGGCCCAACAAUCGCCAGAGGCUAGCCGAUUGUGCAAUUGGGUUCGGACAAUAUGCAAUGGGAGGCAAGAACGGUGAGUACUACAUAGUAACUGACUCAUCGGAUGAUGAUGCUGUCAACCCAAAGCCAGGAACAUUAAGAUAUGCAGUAAUUCAGGAGGAGCCACUGUGGAUAGUGUUCCCCAGUAACAUGCUGAUUAAGCUGAAGGAGGAGCUUAUUUUUAAUAGCUACAAGACACUUGAUGGACGUGGGGCUAAUGUGCACAUCGUGGGUGGUGGCUGCAUUACUCUUCAGUAUAUUAGCAAUGUUAUCAUUCACAAUAUACACAUCCACCAUUGUGUUCAGUCAGGUGAUACUAACGUGCGGUCAAGCCCCACUCACUAUGGAUAUCGAACGAAGUCGGACGGUGAUGGUAUCUCCAUCUUCGGAUCGAAGGACAUAUGGAUUGAUCACUGCUCACUAUCACAUUGCAAGGAUGGUCUGAUUGAUGCAGUGAUGGGGUCGACAGGGAUAACUAUAUCAAACAAUUUUUUCUCACAUCACAAUGAGGUGAUGCUUUUAGGACACAGUGAUGAGUACUUGCCUGAUUCAGGGAUGCAGGUGACCAUAGCCUUUAACCAUUUUGGAGAGAAGUUAGUGCAAAGAAUGCCAAGGUGUAGAAGAGGGUAUAUUCAUGUGGUGAAUAAUGAUUUUACACAAUGGGAAAUGUAUGCUAUCGGAGGUAGUGGUAGCCCUACUAUCAAUAGUCAAGGCAAUCGCUACACUGCCCCUUCUAAUCCUAACGCCAAGGAGGUAACGAAGAGAGUGGACACAGCAGAAGGGGAUUGGAAAGGAUGGAAUUGGAGAUCAGAAGGAGAUAUAAUGGUGAAUGGGGCAUUCUUCAUAGCAUCAGGUGAGGAAUUAGAGGUUAAGUAUGAGAAAGCCUACAGUGUUGAGCCCAAGUCUGCUGCUCUCAUUGAUCUUAUCACCAUGCAUGCUGGUGUCCUUGGUGUUGGUGGCAGGAACAACAACCUGGGAAUGUGGAGCACUGGAGCCAACGGUGGUGGAGCCGACCAGGAGUUGGGCGGUUCAGGCGAUGACUACUUGGAUGACUACUCAGGAAGCAGUUCUCCAGUGUCACCUCCCUCUGCCUACGCUCUUGUUUCGUUUUUGACUGCCUUCUCUUGCUUGAUAUCCUUUCAGAGUAUAGCCCUGACAUCUAUGUUAUAGCAAGCAACUAGUUGUGAUUUUCCUUUCCUUUCAAUUCCCAUCAGCUUGGGAAACCAGAACAUGUAUAUUAUGUUUGUCACCAAUUCUUGCAAGAUGGGAGCUGAAUUUCUGCUACACCCAGAUUACA